Ficedula albicollis (Collared flycatcher) is the source of this 685-nucleotide messenger RNA. RefSeq names its product mitochondrial ribosomal protein L42 (gene MRPL42). The transcript is spliced from 6 exons. The record is from RefSeq and is a predicted model, not a curated record. Lineage: Eukaryota; Metazoa; Chordata; Aves; Passeriformes; Muscicapidae. Bases 172 to 612 code for a protein of 146 amino acids. Gene Ontology annotation, cellular component: mitochondrial large ribosomal subunit.
CGCCGGUGCCCGCGGGGAGCGCGGGGCGAGGCCGGGCAGCGGCUCUGCGCGCGUCCGGAGGGGCUGCGCCCUGUGCGGCACUCUCGGGGCUGUAUAACGGAGAGUGUUCUGCAGAGAAGAAGUUCUUUGAGUUCCAUCUUGUCCAGGACUGGUUUCGUCUCUGCUGUCAACAUGGCAGUGUCACUUAGAACUGCAUGGUCCAGCCUCUUUUGGAUGCGUUCAGUAGCAACCUGUAAGCAGGUCCCACUGCAGAAUGGAGCUGUGUCUCGUGCUUGCCAUAAAUCUACAUACUCAGUUCUCCCUGACGACUACAAUUGCAAAGUGGAACUUGCAGUGACAUCCGAUUCGAAGACAAUUGUCUGCUAUCACCCUUCGCUUGAGAUUCCAUAUGAGCAUACAAAACCCAUACCACGGCCAGAUCCAGUGAAUAAUAAAGAAGAAAACCUUGAUCAAGUUUUAAAAUCAAGAUUGAAUGAAAAAGAACUAAAGAACAGUAGAGGUCCUACAAUUGAAGAGCUCAGCAAAAUGUUUUACACAACAAAACAUCGCUGGUACCCUGUGGGACAGUAUCAUAGAAGACGCAAGAAUCCUAAUCCUCCUAAGGACCGAUAAUGAAGAUAACUUUGCUGUUAAUUUUGAUUGAUAAUAAAAGCUACAGAAAGUGACAUGUUUGGCUGUAACAGAA